Messenger RNA from Lethenteron reissneri (Far Eastern brook lamprey), 5787 nucleotides. Its product is annotated as transmembrane protease serine 9-like. Lineage: Eukaryota; Metazoa; Chordata; Hyperoartia; Petromyzontiformes; Petromyzontidae. Gene Ontology annotation, molecular function: serine-type endopeptidase activity. Gene Ontology annotation, biological process: proteolysis. The record is from RefSeq and is a predicted model, not a curated record.
GUUAGCAGACCGGCACACACAGCGUUUAAUAUCUAUCAUAAAUAGACACGUGUUUGUGUCGGUAUAUAUAUACAUAAAACCGCUGCUAGAAAAUUCAUCAGACAUCGAACAGACCUUUACACAACAUAGACAAUUUUACAGAGAGACAGGCAGAUAUUAAACCAGACAUAUCAACGGGACGACACACAGACAGACAUUUAAACAGACGCGCAGAGCGAGCGAGAGAGAGACAGCAGAGAUCACGAAAGUCUGUCGACUUCCCAAUCUGCGAGCGCCUCUUUCUCACGAUGGAUGUCAUGAAGAGCAAGGGUCGAACCCAGGGACGCAACUCCACGGAGCUGAUGAUCACCGUGGAUGUGGAGACAAUCACUCGCCCGUCGGAGCCGCUUGGCAAGGCGGGGAACCCCUGUGCGGGAGCGUGCUCCUGGCUGGGGUCUCACCAGGUCGUCGUGGCCUGCAUCGUCACCCUCUGCCUGCUCCUGGUUGCGGCAGGCGUUCUCGCCGGCGUGUUCGGUGCCCAGCGAGCCAACAUGUCUGACGACAAAAUUCCGAGCACCUCCAGCGGCUUCAAGGGCUGCGGUUGGCGCCCCGAAGCGGGCACGCGCAUCGUGAACGGGGAGAAGAGUAAGAGCGCGUGGCCCUGGCAGGUGAGCCUGCAGAACAAGUUCAAGACGGACAAGUGGACACAUUUCUGCGGCGCCUCCAUCAUCUCCUCCACAUGGCUGCUCACGGCCAGACACUGCAUCACCAACGUCCGGAACCUCACGGGCGAAAUCAUCGCGGUGAUGGGCACCAACUCGCUGACCGACACCAGCUUGGCAAUCCAGAGGGUGUCCGUCGCCGAGAUCGUGCUGCACCCGGACGGCGAAUCGAGCGACGUGGCGCUGCUGCGACUGGCCUGGAGUGUCGCCUUCUCGGCCACGGUGGGGCCCGUCUGCCUCCCCGUGAACGCGAGCACGGCGCAGCCCGGCACGCCGUGCUACGUCACCGGCUGGGGACUCACCGCGACCGACGACACAACCAAACAAAUGGAUCUCCGCGAAGUGCAGUUGACCAUCAUGGACGACAGUCGUUGCCAACCGACGAACAGCGGCCGUCCGCUCAAGCUGAGCAUGAUGUGCGCCGCGGACGUCUACACCCACGCGGACACCUGCCAGGGCGACUCGGGGGGCCCGCUGGUGCGCUUGGCGGGGGACACGGAGCCGUCGCCCGGCCGCUGGGUGCUCGAGGGCGUCACGAGCUUCGGCAAAGGAUGCGGCAGCAGGGACUUCCUCGGCGUGUACGCACGCGUGUCGGCCUUCACCCAGUGGAUCUCCCGCACCACGACAACCGAAACAACCACCACCACCACCACAACAACAACAACAACCGGCACCUCCGGCGGCUUCAAGGGUUGCGGUUGGCGCCCCAACGCGGGCACGCGCAUCGUGAACGGGGAGAAGAGUAAAAGCGCGUGGCCCUGGCAGGUGAGCCUGCAGAACAAGAUCAACUCGAAUUCGACACAUUUCUGCGGCGCCUCCAUCAUCUCCUCCACGUGGCUGCUCACGGCCAGACACUGCAUCACCAAAAUCUGGAACAACACGAGCGAAAUCAUCGCAUUGAUGGGCACCAACUCGCUGACCGACACCAGCUUGGCAAUCCAGAGGGUGCCCAUCGCCAAGAUCGUGCUGCACCCGGACGCCGAAUCGAGCGAUGUGGCGCUGCUGCGACUGGCCUGGAGCAUCGACUUCUCGGCCACGGUGGGGCCCGUCUGCCUCCCCGUGAGCGCGAGCACGGCGCAGCCCGACACGCCGUGCUACGUCACCGGCUGGGGACGCACCGCAACCGAAGACACAACCAAACAAUUGGAUCUCCGCGAAGCGCAGUUGACCAUCAUGAAGGACGAUGAUUGCACACCGACGAACAACGGCCAUCCGCUCAAGCCGAGCAUGAUGUGCGCCGCGGACGUCUCCACCCACGCGGACACCUGCCAGGGCGACUCGGGGGGCCCGCUGGUGCGCUUGGCGGGGGACACGGAGCCGUCGCCCGGCCGCUGGGUGCUCGAGGGCGUCACGAGCUUUGGCAAAGAUUGCGGCAGCAGGGAAUUCCUCGGCGUGUACGCACGCGUGUCGGCCUUCACCCAGUGGAUCUCCAGCACCACGGCAACCGAAACAACCACCGCCACCACCACAACAACGACCGGCAAGUCGGCUCGCUGAAGGGUCUCCCUGAGUCUCGUCAUUUGACCGCUUGAGUCUCAACUUCCCUGAGCGCGCCCUGGCUUCGUAAGUCACGACGCUCGCCGCACUUGCCCCGAACUUGUCUGUUGAGGCUAUACCGGGGUCGCGGUGGGGGGGACCUUUGCCUUUGGUGGCGAUGGUGGACGAUGGUGCCGACGAUGUCACGGACAGCACGAGAACGUCCCCGCCAGGUCAACGGUCGUUUGCCGCGCUGCCGAAGAAGAAGACCUUGGGCUCGGCGUCAACGGCGUCUCGUGGUCGGCAUCGUCCUUCCACGUGUCUGCGCACGCGCACGUGCGUGUGUGUGCGUUAACAGCACUUGCCCCUACAGUUUGUUAAGGCUACACGGGAGAUCUUUGUGUGCGUUUAACUUCGUCCGCACCGCACGUGGUCAACCGCGCUCAUCGGGAGUUGCGGGGCAAGGACCACGACGGCAAGUCCCACCGCCUGGCAGGUGGUCGCGGGCGUCGCGAACUACAUCCAGGCGGGUCAGAGACUCUAAAUAAAAUACUUCUCAACCCGGCAUACCACCUCCAGUAUUCCUCAUCCCGCUACCGCCCAUGGCUGCGCAAGUCACGGGCUGCCAUCGCGCCCUCUGACCAGGAAGCGGGAGGAUAUUUAGCGAGAAUAAAAGGAAGGGCCUCAGUGUCGGCAGGGAGGGGGGGUGAGGGUUGUGUGUUUGUGUACCCUGCCUCGUCACCCUCGCGAUAUGCACCGCCGCUUGCCAUGCCUCUUGUUGCCUGCAGUGGGCUCACGUGACCCCUGCAGACGCUAGUGGCUGCUAUAGCCACGGGUACCGUCCUGUCGUGUAUAUCUAUAGAUAUAUAAAAGGGAAAUUUGUGAAUGUGUGUCUGUUCGAAAUGUUUAGCAUACUUCCUGACAUGCAACAAACUUGACAUUUGGCAUGUGGGCAGCUUCCAGACUGUACACAAUGCAAAAAGUAUAAACAUUUACUUUUGUAUUUGUUUUGGGGGGGGGGGGGCACAAUAAUGGAUCUAUUUUGCACGGCAAGUGAGCGGUGACGUCACAUCUGUGAUGUCACCUGCAUGCGGUAGCGUCACGCUGUGUGCCUGCUGACGUCACGCCCCCCCCCUCCACCCUCCGCGUAGGCCGUGUAUUAAUCCAAGAUAAGAAUCCAAGUCUCGGGCGAAGCCGGCUAGUAAAGCGAGUAGUGUAUAUGUUAACAAUAAGAGAGGUGACCGUGUGGCUCAAGAGUCAGAGACGCCGAGCCCGGCAACUUUGAGAGCCUGGGUUCGAGUCCAGGUUUCGGACGCCAAGGCGCGCAGCGAUCGUCCCCCGGGGGUUCUCUAGCGUAGCGAGGUGACGGCUCGGCACGGUCACCAGUGACUCGCACAGAGAGCCAUAGACUCACACAGACCCAUAGACUCACACAGAGACCCAUAGACUCGCACAGAGACCCAUAGACUCACACAGACCCAUAGACUCACACAGAGACCCAUAGACUCACAUAGAGACCCGUAGACUCGCACAGAGACCCAUAAACUCGCACAGAGACCCAUAGACUCACGUAGAGUCCAAUAGACAGACUCACGUAGAGACACAUACUCGCAUAGAGACCCAUAGACUCACAUAGAGUCCAAUAGACAGACUCGCACAGAGACCCAUAGACUCGCACAGAGACCCAUAGACUCACAUAGAGACGCGUAGACUCGCACAGAGACCCAUAGACUCGCACAGAGACCCAUAGACUCACAUAGAGACCCGUAGACUCGCACAGAGACCCAUAAACUCGCACAGAGACCCAUAGACUCACAUAGAGACCCAUACUCGCAUAGAGAGCCGUAGACUCACAUAGAGGCCCAGACUCACAGAGAAACUCAGGGAGACCCACAGACUCACGUGGGCUGUGUUAGGAUGAAACGUGGUUCUCAAGUGUAGUGAGGUGAUGGCGUAGCUUUAUGAAUUUAAAAUAUUAUCAGUUUUCCCGUCUUGCGACGAGCAUUAUGACUUUGGUUGGGCAGAUCAGGUGGGGAAAUGGCUGUGUGUGCGUGUCGCUGUAAUAUACGAGGCAGCUCUGACAUGUCCACUUCCGCGGUGCCCUUCUCGCGCACCUCCGGGAGAGACGGAGACAAAAUUCCCGUCGCCGAAUCGGUGACGUCUGGGGGAGGGGGGGGUAGCGGCUCCUCAUUGCCCGCGUGGAGUCGCCGUGCGUGCAGAGCGAGCUACGCCUCUCCCUUGUGAACGCGUGGCGGUGUUACGACGCGGUAUUUGUACAGGUAGUCCCCGACUUGCGAUGGAGAUGCGUUACGACGACCCCAUCGUAAGUGGAAAAUAUCGUAAGUCGAAGAUGGCCUCGCCUGCCCAGGAGUCUUAAAGAAUGGUGAUAAUUUAGCAAAAGAGACAUUUACAGUACCGUACUGUAUAAACUAUAUACCGUAUGUAUUUAUUAAUUACAAUACUGUAUUGCACAGUAAAUUUUUAAGUAAAAAACAAGGUAAAUUCUUAGCCUACCUAUAUGAACUGCAAUUUCAUCGAAAGUUUUUUCAGGAAACAAUCCUAUCUGCUAUAAAAAAAAACUUUCAACAUGCAUUGAACGUAUCGUAUCGUGGUAACCUUAAAAUGAAAUCGCUAAAGCUACGUAUUACACACGCAUUGGCCGUAUCGUAACGUAUCAUAUUGUACUGUACUCACCAAGAUUCGCACUAACACCGAGACAACUUAACUCCGUCCACCGCUGGUGAGAGUGGGAGGCAUCACCACACAAGGCGGGAGAUGCGUUCAGGAACAUCACGGCAGCGUCCCAACCUACAGCAUCGUACCUCGUACGCUGCUGCGUUUGUCUGCCACGCGAGAUGUAAAACAUUUAACAAUUUUGUCGUAUCGAUAUCGCCAUCGUAAGAUCGAAAUAUCGUAAUUCGGGAACGACCUGUAUUGUUACGACGCGUUUUCUGAGCGUUCGAUGACGAGCUACUCUUGAACUGCGCGGCAGUGACGCGAGUAACGCUGCGGUCAUCCGCCCCGCCACCUCGCGUGCGAGGCAUGCGUCGUCGUUGCGUCCUGUUCUCGCGUUCUUCGGGAACACAUCGACUUGCCGCCGCGUCGAGCGAGGUCUCCGCCGCGCGCGAUUGCGGCCCGCACUCGCCGCGCGUAUGCGGGGGAUAGACGGCCGUGGCGUUGGGGCCGGUGGGGUUCGAGGGGGAGGUGGUGGUAGUGGUGUGCAUGGGUGGACGUCGGCACGAUGCACGAACCCGGCAGAUCGAAUGCUGCUGCUGGGACGGCGUCAUCGCGCGCACGUGCGCUGUGACGUCACAGCGCACGUGCGCUGUGACGUCACAGCGCACGUGCGCUGUGACGUCACCGCCGUGGGUUUGUCGUCACGCCUGCGCACGAGGCCAGGCCAAGAGUAAAUCUUUUUAGAUAUAAUAAACAGAAAAUGCACGUCCUGUGGACGUAACCGUGCAUCCCUCCCUCCAGGCAAACUUGUUUUAAACAUAGUAUAUUAAAAUAUCGUAUCACAAUGUACGAUUAUCGUUUGUGACGGUGGUGUCUUUAGUAGCAUUGUUUGUGCAAUUGUCGUGAUGAAAUGAAUAAACGGGUACAAAGAGGA